Molecule: messenger RNA, 7731 nt
Organism: Chilo suppressalis (striped riceborer)
Lineage: Eukaryota; Metazoa; Arthropoda; Insecta; Lepidoptera; Crambidae
Source: the annotation of a GenBank genome assembly
GACAUUAGAUUAAAACUUUUAUUGAAGUACAACAUGAACUCAAAUAAUCUUCUACACUCAUUUUUAUUUAACAUUAUUAUGAUUAUUACUAUUAUUCUCAGUGGUACUUGUAUCCCUGAGAAUAAUUGUAAUACAGAUCUUGAUCUGUUGAUGAUUUCAUAUCUUUUAGGAGCUUAUGGCAAACGAGUCAAAACUUAUCAUAUUUUAACACACUUAUAUUAGCCUCACUUGUAAUUAACUAGGUAAACAAAUCUGGAAAGUCGAAUUCAAUCUACUUCUUAUUCUCAUAUUGAUUCAAAACUUGGUAAGUGUAUGUUAUUUGGAUGACAAUACAAUAAUCUGAUAUCAUUGAGCCAGUCUGAUAAUGAAGCCAGGAGGUGAAUAGUGAAUUCUUCAAUGUUACCAAAAAGAUCCCUCGAGUCUGGGUUUAUUUGGUCUGUUUUAAUGAACACUCCUGCCACCAUUCCAAUGUUAAAUUAUAAAAACUCAUUUUUACUAAACCGUCAUGAAACCACCAGCUGUCUUAUCGUAUUUUUUCUCUACUCUGGCUUUUAUAUAUUAAAAUACAUACGUACGUUACGUUCAUAUAACAUACGCAAGCACGCACAAGCAUGUAUUAUUAUUUUUUCUAGUUAUAUUUUCUUUAGAUUUAAAUAUCAAGCAGUUACAUGCUUAAAAAAAUUAAUUAUAACUAUAAUUGCAAUUUCUUCUUUCAAAUGUUUAAUACUUACAAAAGUUUUCAUUUGACAUUGUGGGUUACCUACAAUGCGAAGAGAUGGCACUGCCUUGCAGCUUAAGUAUGGCUAGAAGAAUUUCGACGCGGCCAUUACAUGCUUAAAAACAAAAAAAAAGUAUUAUUAAUAUCGAACUAUUUGAUUUUUAAAAUGUAUUAAUUUUGAGUAAAUGUGUCUUAAGCAUUCAAAAAAACAAAAAACCAUUAUAUCGAUAUUAUUUUUCAAUUUAAUUUCCCAUCACUUAAAAGUCGUAAUUAAAUAGUCUCACUACACUCAAUUCAAGUAAUACAAUUUUUAUUUCGAAUCUUAAGUGGCAUCCACACGAUGCAAUUUUACGUCCAAUUUGAUUAGAUUGACAAUCGAAUUGUGUUGUGUGGACGGAAAUAUGAAAUUGAAGGUCAUUGGAUGGUCAGUAUCGCCAGAUUCGGGAUUGCCCAAUCAAAUGGGUGGUGUGGACGCUAACUGGCCAAUUUUUUAACGUAGUUACUGUGCAAGCGGCGUUCAUAGCGGGUGUGUGCGUUGACUUGUCUUUUGAGAAGAAGAUGGAGCAACAUGACGACAUUAUUAUGUCUAUUCGAUCUGAACGGGAAGUAAUGGAGGAGAUUUUAGAUAUAUGUAAAGACUUGCCAUGCCUUUGGGAUGUGUCUAACCCAUUAUAUAAAAAUAAACAAGCAAGGCAUAAUUCCUUAGAGAUUUUGCGGAAUAAGUGGAAAAAUAUUGAUAAAAAUAUUACUGUUAUAAUUUUUAUUAUUUUUAAAGCAUGUAACUGCUUGAUGUUUAAAUCUAAAGAAAAUAUAACUAGAAAAAAAUCCACGCGGACCGGGCAGUUAUUUGUUAUUGAAAAUAAAAAAUCAUUUAAUUAAAUUUAUAUUCUACUCAAUGAUAUGCGAGCAUGCUGGGGUAAAAAAGAAAUAAUAUUAUAUAUAUCUUUUUAUAAUUUUUAUGUUUUAAGCAUGUAAUUUGCUUGAUGUUUAAAUCUAAUGAAAAUAUAACUAGAAAAAAAUCCACACGGACCAGGCAGCAGACGGGACUCGAACCCGCACCCUUCGCAAUCCGGGCGAAUGCACUGACCAAUUAUGCUACCGCGGCCCUCACGGACCGCGUCGAAAUUCUUCCAGCCAUUCUUAAGUUGCAAGGCAGCGCCAUCUCUUCGCAUUAUAGGUAACCCACAAUGUCAAAUGAAUACUUUUAUAAGUAUUAAACAUUUGAAAGAAGAAAUAGCAAUUAUAGUUAUAAUUUUUAACGCAUGUAACUGCUUGAUGUUUAAAUCUAAAGAAAAUAUAACUCAGUUAUAUUUUAAAGGGUUUUCGAAGGGUGCUUCGAGUCCCGUCUGCUGCCUGGUCCACGUGGAAUUUUUUUUAGUUAUAUUUUCUUUAAAAAUAUUACUCCUUAAGUAUAACUAUAUGUAUGUUUAUUAAUUGAGUCACUUAAAUAUAAUAUAACUACAUUUAAGUGCCUCAAUUGCUUUCUCUUUAAAACGAUUGUUUUGUCCACAGUCUUCUUUUUCUUUUUUUCUCAUCUACAUUUGUAGUUAGAGCCAAGAUUAAUCCAAUUUUUUGCUUCUUGGUAAGAGGCAUCCUAAUACAAACAAGUCCGUUCAGCAGAGGCAACAAAUAAAACUGAAAUUGGCGAUCUUGUUGUGUAUGUGUGGACGGACGACCAGAUUGUACCCAAUUCAAUCGGCAAUCAGAUUGGCAAUCAAAUUGUGUCGUGUGGAAGGGGUAUUAAAUGUGGGGCCUAAGGUCGAAACUUGAUAAUUAAAAAAUGUAGUCUCGUGGGGAGUGCGUUUGCAAGUCUCGUGGGGAGCAUGCAAUAGAGACUAUAUUCGCCAUUAUAUAGUUAAGGUCACUAAAAUGGAUUCUAUUUUUCAAUUAUAAAGUAUAAAAUCAUAUGAAUAUGUUUCGGCACAUAUUCGAAUUGGAUCUCACUUGAUUACUUGCAAGUUUCUAUUCUCGAUUAUUGUAAAAUUCAUUUUUAAUUUAAAAAAAAAAGCACUAAAAUAUAGAAAAAACACUUACAUGUGAAAUGAUAUCCCGGUUUUUUGUAAAUUAGAGGUGUUUGAUCUUUUUUUGCACGUUAAAACGGCACAGGUUAGCAUUAUUUUGCGAGGAGACACGGGCUGUUGUCACUACGAUAACGAUUCUCACACUGUGGUAAUCUAUCGAUUGUAAGUAGUUUUUAUGAACGCACUGGAUCAUUUGAUCUUAUACCUUGACAGAGGGGAAAGAUCUUGCGAGGCUAGUCCUGUGAUUUAAUGGUCUAAGUCUAAUUAUCAAUCCACAAACAAAUUAAGGCCAAUAUGAACGAUUUCUGAAAAAUCGAUCUUUUUUUCAAGUUUUUGUUUAUAAUGCUAAAUAAAUCUAUUUUAUUAAAAACAAGAUUUUUUUUUUUUAUAAUUAUUCUGAUGAUGCAGACCUGAAAAGGCUGCGUGUAAUUUAACGAUCUCAUAUCAGUAACAUCAGGUAACUUGGUGAUAAAAAAUAUUUUUAUUCAAAGAUUACAAACGUAACUUUUUUUUAUUAAAGAGGGGCGAAGGAAUCCAAACAUACAGCCAUCUCGCGAGUUUUUUUUUAAUAAUUAACCCUUAUGUACUCUGUAUCCGUAAAAUGUAUAAACAAAAUAAAAAUUAACAGACAGGGCUGUAUGGACUCAGAAUCCUUUGCCCGUCCCAACAGGGACAAAUUAAUCAAAAAAAGAACGACUUUUUGGCGGGAUUUCAUCGAGUGCGGUUGGAGUCUUAUUUUAAUUAUUCUUAAAUUUGUUCAUAGUGGACAUUGUGAAAUAAAAUUGGUGUGAUUUUGUGUUACAACCAUCUGCGCAACUGAAGAAUUAGUGGAAUCUUUAAAAUAUACGCUAUUCCGGUCAAGUGGACGUGAGAAUUUUAUUGUAGUAUUGACUACCUCACAGAAGCUUAUCGAGAAAGCCAGCUCGAUACAUUUCGUGCCAAACACUUCAAGAAACAUUAGAAUGCGUCACACCGACAUUCUAAUGUAAAAAGAAAAACAGAAUAAAUUAACUUAAGACUAGGCUGUAUGGGCAUUGUUCCCCUUGCCUUCCCUGAAAAGGGAGAACUUACCAAAAACAAAAAAAAAAGAACAAUAAAAAUUAUCUGUAAUUUUCUCUGAUAUUUAUUUCUUUGUAAACAAAGUAUAAAAUUAUUUUUAACAUGUUAUGUCUAUAAAAACUAAAAUGUCUGAAGACAGGUGUUUAUAUAAAUGUACUGAUGAUAAAGAAGAGGAUUUUUUAAAUUCGCCUUGUUUUAAAAUUGGUUCGGGGGUACAAUUGAAGGAUGUUCCCACUACGGGCGAAGAAUAUCUUCUUAAAGUAAUGAAAGAACGUCAAAAUUAUUCAACAAUCACUAAAUGUAAUAAGGACUAUUCGAAGUAUUUGAAAAAUCAGUCGUGCUUUGUUGUAGAGCUUCCUCAUGCUAAAGCACCAGAAAGACUUAUUCCGACUAUAGAAUGGCAAAAUAUUCAGGUAGCUGAUUUUUCUGAUGUUCGCAUGUACAUUUCUCGACUCUUAGCUAAUAAAUCGCUCUGGCCAAACAAUAUAGAGAAAGUUAAAAUUGAAGAAAAUACAGUAAGAGGUUGGAAAACAUUCUUUCUACAGAGAGAGCCAACAUUAACUUGUGUUCUUGGUUUGCCACAUAUUCUUCUAGAUCGAGGAUUAGAAGUACUUACUGAAAUACUGGCUCAAGUUUCACAUGGGGACUCAAUAGAUCACAGAACAGGACAAUGGAUAUAUGCCUUCUUAGCUUGUACAAGACAGCCAUUACUCUCAGAUACUAUAAGCAUAUUAAGAAACUUAGCUAGAAAAUGUGCAGAAAUAAGGUCCCAUAUAAAACCUGAUGGUGAAAAUGCCACAUUUUUGGCAGCUCCGCUCAACAUUUUUAUAUGCAUAAUAGCUAGGUAUUUCAGACAAUAUGAUUUAGCUGAUUAAUUAUGUAAUGCCAAUAAAGUUGUAAAUAAAUGGUUUGACAAAUAGGUAUGCAUAAUCUUAUAUGUUGCCUUAUUAAUUUUUAAGAAAUUGCAUACUUGGCGUGUUUUUUUAUACUAAAUGGAGAAUUGUAAACUUAGGUAUUAUAAAAAAACUAGCUGACCCAGCGAACUUCGUACCGCCCUAAAAAAAUAGGGGUUGUCCAGCGGACAAAAUUGUGAAUCUAAACCAUUCUCAGAUCCCCUUGAACACACACAAAAAAUUUCAUCAAAAUCGGUCCAGUCGUUUAAGAGAAGUUCAGUGACAUACACACUCACAGAAGAAUUAUAUAUAUAAAGAUAACAAUAUAAAAAUUUAAUUAUAAUACAAAUAACUGAACCGAGUUUACCCUUUGUAGAUGCAGUAUAAAAAUGAGAUGAUUAUUUGAUUCCAACAAUAAUGUUUUUUUUUAAAUAAAAAGAUGAAAGCAUGAUAAAUAUAUUUUUUUUAUAUAAGACAUAAAAUGUCAAUAUCCAUGUUUACCUAACCCUGUAAAUAAUAUUGAAUACUAUGAAGUUAAAGCAGUAGAAUCUCAAGGAAACACUUGAUUAUCAACAUCAUAAUGCACUCCAACCUGUUUUCUGAUUGUAUCCUCAAGUUUUGCAAGAGUAAGGCUUUCGCUGUGUGGAAUAUGCGGUGAUUCCAAGAGCCCUGCAAAAAACAAUCACAGUUCAUUGUAAAACUUAUCCUACAUGAGUCAUGAUUAAUGCAUUUAUAAUGGGAUCCUUGCUUUUCAGAGUUCUGAGACAACAAGGCAACCAUUCUAGUUUUGCUAUGUCUCAUUUUUCUUGACUUACAAAUAUCCAAACAUGCAAUGCAAACUUGCACUUGCACAAAUAUUGGCUGGACGUAUUGUUUUAUUUUUGUAUAUUUAAUAUUAUUUGUAUAAAUAUACAAAAUAAAAUAAAAAGUUGUUAGCAAUUUAAUUUCCUAUUGACUUGUCUGUUAUUAACACAUUGGGUUACAAGGAAUCUGCGCGGGCGCCCAGAGACUCCGAAAGUUAUCGCAUCGUCAAAGUUUCUUUGAAAACUAAACAGCGCCCCUAUCGGACGUAAGAACAAACUAGCUUUUUCCAUACCUACUCAAUUUGACGAUUACGAUACUUUACGGAGCUGUCAAAAACUCGUGCUUGUCUCUCAGAUGCUAUUUAAAUGAAAUGCAAGUUUGCUAUUUUACAAUAUAAACACAACAGUAUGGAACAUUGCUGGCGUGGAGUCAACCGAUACGCACUUGACCAGUUUUUAUGAGUCAACCAACGCUUUGAAGACCGCAUUCUAUAGAAUCUAGUAAAGAAUAUAGCUUACCUUCGCGUAUACAUCUCGCGACCUCUAAUGUCUGAUAGACUAAUCCUGCGCUAUUUUGGAAAUUGUAAGGUAUGCUUGAUGUAUGUAAGGGAAACUUCUCUUCGGUGCCAUCCACAUGAAUUAAUUUGUCGGGAAAGUGGAAGGGGUCUUCAAUCUAGUAACCAUAAAGUUUAACAUUAAAAUAUAUGUGGUUUUAAGAUACCAUGCAAUUGAAUAAUGCAAGUGAAACUUUUAAAAUCAUUUCUAAAAAAGUCCGUCCUCGACUGGGAAUCGAACCGGGGCCGACAGCGUAGCAGGCGAGCUUUUUAUCACUGAACCACCGGUGCUUGUUGAUGAGGUCUGAUAUUUUUAAUAACAAUCAAAAAUGUAAUGCGACAUGAACGGCAAAAGUAAAGGUGGACGGAAAAAGACAAGACUAUGACUGCUUACUAUCGAGUGAGCCAUACACUUAUUUCCCAUAUUUUCAACAACAGAAGGAAUCUUGAUUGCGUCGUUCGCCAUGGCGAAAAAUUGGAAGCUCAAGUAAUCUGUGCAACCUUUAACAGUUGAACCACUUUGGCCCGUUGCCCAGCUACGGUCCGGUAAUGUUUUAGGUACCGUGGCCCACCAGCUGUCAACUUAACAGCAGUACCGGACCUGCGUUGUGUGCCAACAUACUGAAACUUAACGUCAUCACAUCCAGUGCAGCGAACUGAGUUGUGUUGUGUGAAUUAAACAUCUCUAUAUGACAAUCUCUCACCGUGAUUCGACCUUUAGUCCCAACAACUGUAGCCUUGUUCCAUAGUUUAAGUCUUGCAUCUACGUUAAGGACAGCCCGUCCGUUGCCUUCAUAUUCCAUGACUAUAGUAUCCACGAUAUCAACUCCGUUUUCGUUAAGAUUUCCCACAGCCGUUACUUUGACUGGUUCAGUUUUGUAAACAAACUGAGCGAAUUGCAGUACGUAAAUGCCAAUAUCGAGAACAGCACUUCCACCGAAAUCCUUUUUACUGGAAGAAAAAAUAAGUUUACGUACCUAAGCCUGAUCCACAAAAGUAACUUGAGAUGGAUCGUCAAUAACAUUAUUUUGGAAACUUACUUUACUCUAUCAACUUUCUCAAUAGGAACACCAAAGUUUACUUCAACGUGCCUUAUUUCUCCCAGUUUUCCUGCUUUUAUCUCUUCCUCUAGAGCCAAAUAAACGGGAGCGAAGCGUGACCAAACGGCUUCCAUUAAAAACAACUUGUUCUCUUUUGCUAAAUUCAAUAAACUUUGCGCUUGUUUGAAGUUAAGGCAAAGUGGCUUUUCACAUAGCACAUGUUUACCGUUUUCCAAGAAAAGUUUGGUGACAUCAUAGUGAUCUGGAUUCAGCACACCCACAUACGCGACAUCUAAAAAAUAAUAAAUAGGUAUUCAUCAUUUAUGUUUGCUGGUAGAGACCUUAAAGAAACCAUGACAAUAUAGGUUGGCUUAAAGCAAGCCUUGGCAGAUAGCAAAAGGCUAUCAACAGACAUAUUAAAAUUAGGUAUAAUAACAUUAAGCCGCAGGAUUGUACCUCGGCGAUAGAUACAUUGCAAAUAUUGCGAUAAUAUGACGCGAAUCCAAGAGCGGGGCGCUCAACUCUUGAAUAUGGAGUACUUUCCAUAGAACCAUAGUUUAGUAAAAAAACAGAGAAAAGGGUACCUACUUUAAACUGGCAUACAAAGUCGUAAGAGUUACCUAUAUCUUUGCUCUCGGCCAAU